AUGGAUUCCGAGGCAGAUUACGAUGCAUCUCCACUCCUUGACGGCCAAGUACGCUUAUCCGCUCGUGACAUCAACCCCAAGAAUAGACCCUUCAGAUAUAGCCCUCUCGAUCUCUCCCGGCGCUCCAUCCGCCUGCUUAAUAUACACCGGGGCUUAUCAUCUGGCGGGCACGUCCGAUGCGAGUUAAUAGACGCGGAUGUGGGCUACGGCUAUACUUGCCUCUCCUACGUAUGGGGCCAGCCUGACAAGGGCUAUCCAGUCGUGAUCAACGACCGGAUAGCCCUCGUCCGGAAGAACCUAUGGCACUUUUUACAGCACGCUAGAAAGAAGAAGUUGGGGUGGCUUUGGAUCGAUGCGAUGUGUAUCGAUCAGAAGAAUCUAGCAGAAAGAACGCAUCAGGUGCAGCAGAUGGGCGAGGUUUACUCACAAGCGAGGGUUAUAUCUUGGCUAGGAACAAGUCCUGAAAUAGUCGACCUCUUGCACGGAAUCUCGAACAAGUCUUCCAUGGAUGGUUACCAAACGGCCAUGGAAGCAUUCUAUGCCCAUGAAUACUGGACUCGGGCGUGGGUCACUCAGGAAGUUGCUUCUGCAAGCAAACUCAUUCUGAUGGCAGGUGGAGAAGAGCUGGCAAUAGGAUCGUUCCCAGCACAUAUCAGCUUCGCUCAAGUGCCCUACCAUCUCGCACGAGUGGCACUUUUUCUGAGCAAAGCUAGAAACUGGUUCAACAACAAGAGCCUUAUAUGGCUCCUUGACAUGAUGUGUGCGCAGGAGUGUGAAAUCCCGCACGACCGCAUUUUCUCCCUACUAGCGCUAUGCGGAGAAGGUAGGGAUCUCAGAGUCAACUACCAAGCAUCUCUGGAGGAAAUAGUGUGGAGAACAUGCAACUGCUGC
Messenger RNA from Alternaria alternata, 891 nucleotides. Its product is annotated as HET-domain-containing protein. NCBI's taxonomy places the organism in Eukaryota, Fungi, Ascomycota, Dothideomycetes, Pleosporales, Pleosporaceae. The annotation marks the transcript as partial. The record is from RefSeq and is a predicted model, not a curated record. The transcript has a single exon.